CUUUUCUUUCCGUUUCAUUUUAUUUUUCUUAAUUUGGAAAUGGGAAUCAAAAAACAAGAUGAUAUUAGCAUUGAAGCACAACAAAUUCAACAAUCAUCAUGGCAUGCAAAAGAUUUGGAUACAUUAGUUAAUGCUUGGAAUACAUCUCUCGAAACUGGUUUGACAGAACAAGAAGCAAGUAACCGAUUACACAUUUAUGGAUAUAAUGAAUUAUCUUCCAAUUCUGGACCUCAAUGGAUCAAAGUACUUUUACGACAAUUUUUGGAUUUGAUGAAUUGGAUUUUCCUUGCUUUAGGUAUUGCUGCAAUGGUUCUUCAAGAUUAUGUAACUGGUUCUGUUUUGGUUGCUUUGGCCAUUUGUAAUCUAUUACUGUCCUUUUCUCAAGAAUAUGCCGCUGAACAAACAUUGGCCGCUCUUCGUAGUCUAUCAUCUCCUACUGCUGAUGUGAUUCGAGAUGGUAGAGAACAAUCUAUUCCUACUCGUGAACUAGUGCCCGGUGAUUUACUUGUUAUCAAGGAAGGUGAUUCUGUUCCUGCUGAUGCUCGACUUUUUUAUGUCUCAAAUUUGGAAGCUGAUGAAGCUUUAUUGACUGGUGAAUCUUUACCUGUAUCUAAACAAUUAGUUGUUUUACAAAAUGAAGAUGAACCAUUGGGUGAUCGUAUCAAUAUGGCAUAUAGUUCUACUAUUGUAUCCAAAGGACGUGGUCGUGGUAUAGUGACAUCAACUGGCAUGUAUACUGAAAUUGGCAAAGUGGCAACCAAGUUAGAUGAAGCUGGUGAUGGUGAUAUGACAAGAUUACAAAAAAGUUUGAACAAGAUGUAUGUGGUUCUCAUCGUGGCGUCUGUUUUAUGUGUCAUCAUUGUGUUGGCAUCCGUGAAAUUCAAGGCUAACUAUGAUGUGGGCAUGUAUGCAAUGACAGCUGCUUUAUCUGUACUUCCAGCUGGUUUGACAACUGUAAUGACAGUGACACUUGUGCUUGGUGGCAAGGAAAUGACAAAUCAAAAAGCUAUUGUACGAAAAUUAAAAUGUCUGGAAACGCUAGGAUCCGUGACUAAUAUUUUUUCUGACAAGACUGGAACAUUGACAAUGGCAAAGAUGGUGGUAGUACGUUUCUGGACUUUGAACGAUGGUUUUUAUUAUGUGGAACCCAAUGGUUUAGCUCCGGAAGGUGAUGUUUAUCAUACUCAAGGGAUUGAUAAUGCAAAGGAAAUCGCUUUACAAGAUUCCAAAGUCGACAAGAAGGCAAUCAGUACGGAUAUGGAACGUUUGGUCCAAUGUGCAGCUUUGUGCAACAUGUCUAGUAUUCACCGACGUACCGGCAAUGAUGAUUAUACUAGUAACAAUGACACGGCUUCAGUUAGUACCAAGGCAGAAACUCGUGAUAAUCAUGAAAAAGUGGAUGAUGAAGUGACUGAUUCUGAUGAUUGGAUAGCAAGUGGUGCUCCUACUGAAGUGGCGUUACAAGUAUUGGCUCAUAAAUUCAAUAUGGGAAAACCUGAUCUCUUGGCAACUGGAUGGGAACUUUUGGCUGAACAUCAAUUCGAUUCUACUAUCAAACGAAUGUCUACUCUUUAUGUCAAUAGGGAUCAUCAAAUCAUGCUUUUCUCCAAAGGUGCUGCUGAACGAAUCAUACCUCUUUGUGUCAAUUUGAAAUCGGAAGAAGAAAAGGCUCAAGUGUUUACAACUGUGGAUAAAUUAGCUGAAAAGGGUUUACGUGUCAUGGCAAUGGCUUAUCGCUCAAUGGAUAUGGAUUUGGAAAAGGCAAAAACGACUUCUCGUGAUGAAAUGGAAAAAGAUUUGAUAUUUGUUGGUCUUACUGGUAUUUAUGAUCCUCCUCGUGCUGAAUCUCGUCAAGCUGUCAGUGAAGCUCAUCGUGCUGGUAUUUCUGUACAUAUGUUGACUGGUGAUCAUGAAAUUACGGCAACGGCUAUUGCAAAAGAAAUCAAUAUUUUGAAUGAAACAAUCAUGUCCAAGGAAACUAUUCGAUCACUGGUGAUGACAGGUACACAAUUCGAUGCUAUGUCUGAUGAUGCUAUUGAUCAAUUGGAACGACUUCCUCUGGUGGUUGCUAGGUGUUCUCCUGAAACUAAAGUCAAGAUGAUUCAAGCUUCAAAACGACGACAAAAUAUUUCUGCGAUGACUGGUGAUGGAGUCAAUGAUUCACCUUCUUUACGUAUUGCUGAUGUUGGUAUUGCAAUGGGAAAAAAUGGAAGUGAUGUAGCCAAGCAAGCUUCUGAUAUUAUUCUCACGGAUGACAAUUUUGCUACUAUUAUUCGAGCUAUUGCGGAAGGACGACGUAUCUAUCAAAAUAUGCAACGGUUCCUCCUUUACUACUGGAUUUGUUUGGCUGGUAUUGCCUUGAUGGUCUUGGUCUGUUUGGGUGUACGUGAUCCAUCUGGAAAAACAGCUGCUCCUUUGUCAACAUUACAAAUUCUUUUUUUGUACAUUGUCAUCACUCCUCCUGCUGGUGCUUUAAGUGUGCAAAAGGCAUCCAAGACGGUGAUGUUGGAACCUCCUCGACCUCCUACGGAAAGCAUCUUCAAUAAGGAAAUCAUCAUGGAUACAUUGGCAUAUGGUAUUGGCAUGACAGUGAUCUCUAUAGUGGCCUUCUUUGUACCUCUCUAUACUCUUGGUAAUGGUGUCAGUGGAAUAGAUUGUGAUUCAAAUUAUCAAGUUGGUUUAUGUGAUUCAUUCUAUCGUGCCCGUGGAUCUCUUUUGGUUACCCUCAGUUUAUCUUGUUUGUUUGUGAUGGUCCAUUGUCGAAGUUACCGUAAUAUUGAAUGGAAUUGGGAAGGUAUUUUGACGACUCUGCAUAGCAAGACUUUGAUGAUUACCAUUGUACUUGAAGUGAUCUUUUUGGCUUUAUUCAUGUAUAUUCCAGAUGUGGCUAUUAAAGGAUUUCGACAACUGGGUAUCACUUGGGAAUGGGGAUUAGCUAUUGGUCUCAAUCUAUUCUAUAUCGCUUUUGGUGAAUUCUAUAAAUGGUGCAAGCGUAUAUUCAUGAAACCUUUGGCUCGUCAACCUACGAUGGACUUUUCAGUUUGAUUUAUUAUUUUAUUUAUUUAUCUCUCCCAUACUUUUAUAAUUAUAGAUUGUAUAUACAAUUAUUAUUUUUAUUAUUAUUAUUAUUAGAUUCUUUACCCUUUACUUAUCUAUUUAUUUCAUCAUCAUCAUUAUCAUCAGAU
Messenger RNA from Halteromyces radiatus, 3185 nucleotides. RefSeq lists its product as uncharacterized. Gene Ontology annotation, biological process: calcium ion transmembrane transport; intracellular calcium ion homeostasis. The record is from RefSeq and is a predicted model, not a curated record. Lineage: Eukaryota; Fungi; Mucoromycota; Mucoromycetes; Mucorales; Cunninghamellaceae. Gene Ontology annotation, molecular function: ATP binding; P-type calcium transporter activity; ATP hydrolysis activity. Bases 40 to 3045 code for a protein of 1001 amino acids. The transcript is spliced from 2 exons. Gene Ontology annotation, cellular component: plasma membrane.